Molecule: messenger RNA, 1419 nt
Organism: Symphalangus syndactylus (siamang)
Lineage: Eukaryota; Metazoa; Chordata; Mammalia; Primates; Hylobatidae
Gene: SH3BGR
Product: SH3 domain binding glutamate rich protein
Cellular component (GO): cytoplasm
Source: RefSeq, a predicted model, not a curated record
AUGCCUCUGCUGCUCCUUGGAGAGACAGAGCCUCUUAAGUUGGAGUGGGAGUGCUGGAGCCCCGCCAGCCCCGACCUGGCACUUGCUCGCCCGUGUCACUGUCAGGAUUUGUCUAGCGGCGCAUUCCCUAACAGGGGUGUGUUGGGGGGAGUCCUCUUUCCAACUGUCGAAAUGGUUAUCAAAGUGUUUGUUGCUACAUCUUCUGGGUCCAUAGCGAUUAGGAAGAAACAGCAAGAAGUCGUGGGUUUUCUGGAAGCGAAUAAAAUCGACUUUAAGGAAUUAGAUAUUGCUGGAGAUGAAGACAAUAGGAGGUGGAUGAGAGAGAAUGUUCCUGGAGAGAAAAAACCUCAAAAUGGGAUUCCUUUGCCUCCCCAGAUCUUCAAUGAGGAGCAGUACUGUGGGGAUUUUGACUCUUUCUUCUCUGCAAAAGAAGAGAAUAUUAUUUAUUCCUUCCUUGGUUUGGCUCCUCCUCCAGACUCAAAGGGAUCAGAGAAGGCUGAAGAAGGUGGAGAAACUGAGGCACAAAAAGAGGGCAGUGAAGAUGCGGGCAACCUCCCUGAAGCCCAGGAGAAGAAUGAAGAAGAAGGAGAGACAGCCACAGAAGAGAGUCUCACUCUGUUGCCCAGGCUGGAGUUGGUGUGAUCUCAGCUCACUGCAACCUCCGCCUCCUGGGUUCAAGCGAUUCUCCUGUCUCAGCCUUCUGAGUAGCUGGAAUUACAGGCACGUGUCACCACACCUGGCUAAUUUUUGUAUUUUUAGUAGAGAUGGAGUUUCACCAUGUUGGCCAGGCUAGUCUCAAACUCUUGACCCCAAGUGAUCCACCCACCUCGGCCUCCCAAAGUGCUGGGAUUACAGGCGUGAGCCACUUCAAUGGGCCUGGAUUAAUCACUUUAAAAUGCUAGAGAACUAACUUAAAAUUGUGACCACAAGGGUAGGGAGAAUAAUUUACUAAGUUACAUGUAUUGUUUAGAUGUUUCAGCACAAGGUCAUCAACAUUAAAGAGGGUCCCGAAUGUCAAAAGAAAUCCCCUCUAAGAAACUUUUGUUAACUUUUGAAAUGACAAAAUUCAUGAUCAUUAUAGAAAAUUAAAAAAAUGCAGAUAGAAGAGGAAAAUGAACAUAGCUUUUAACCGUCGUUACCCAGAGAUAACCAUUGUAGCCACACACACACACACACACACACACACACACACACACACACACAAUCAAUUUUUGAUGAAUACUCUUGUCUCCUUUUUUUUCAUGGAAUGUGUUUAUAUUUGGGGAGGUAGUAAGUAUAGAUCUGCUUCAUUAUUUUAAAUGCUAAUAUAUCAAACCAACCCCUCCUCUUAGACCUAAAGAUGAUUUCUAGUAUAUUCUACACCAUGAUUUCUCAAUAUUUAUAUCUUUCCAAUAAUUAUUUCUUUUGUUUCUCUCUUGC